This is a messenger RNA of Talaromyces rugulosus, 987 nucleotides long. RefSeq lists its product as uncharacterized. The transcript has 5 exons. The record is from RefSeq and is a predicted model, not a curated record. Lineage: Eukaryota; Fungi; Ascomycota; Eurotiomycetes; Eurotiales; Trichocomaceae. The coding region runs from base 1 to 987 and encodes 328 amino acids.
AUGCCGGUAGCUACUACUUCCUCAUCUCUGUCCUUUGUUCCUUCUGUAUUCGAAAUUUUGGAAGGUCACAAGUUUCCUGUUUUCUUUUCGCGUUACCCUGCUGGAAUUAGCGUUUCAGCUCGUGACGUCGAACUUGCACUCAGAAGCAUUGAUGAACAAACUUCGGAGGAAGGCUCAAGGGAAAGGCGUCGAGCACUGAUCAGACACACCAAUCCUUAUGGUGACCCAUUUGCCGUAUGUCACUGCUCAGCUUUACCUGAAAGGCUGGUUCUCUUGGCUAGCUUGGUUGAGGUGAUGUGGAUUCAUGAUGACGUGACAGAGGGAAUGGACCAUAGCGCUGCGUGUAGAGAGCAUCUUGAACUGGAGAAGGUCCUCCGACUUGACAUUGACCCAUCAACCGUCGAUUCGAAAAAUUUGCGACAGAAAACGCUGUCCGUUGUGCUUCGAAAGGCCAUUGAUAUGGACCCUGAGCGGGCCCCUGCUAUGAUAGAAAUGCUGAAAACUUAUUUGGCAACUUUUGAUAACAUUAGUGACUUCACCCGGAUGGAGGAGUACAUUCCCUACCGUAUCGCCAACUGCGGCUAUUGGAUGUCCUCUUACUUCAUUCGCUGGGGGAUGAAUAUGACCCUCAGUGACAAGGAUUACGCGAGUAUAGAGCAAUAUGAUAUUGUAAUGGGAAAUGUCCUCGGUCUGACCAAUGACUACUUUAGUUGGAAUGUUGAGAAGGACCAGGAGACAGAUCGGAUGAGGAACGGUGUGAUGGUUCUGAUGAAGGAGUAUAGUAUCACGGCGGAUGCGGCAAAGAUGAUGCUUCUUGGAGUCAUUGUUGAACAGGAAUCUACGGCGGCAAAGAUAAAGGAGGAAGGUUUGAAGAAGCCGGCUUCGAAGGAGAUCUUACAAUAUUUCGAGGCUAUUGAGUUAUAUAUGAAAACGUUCAGCAGAAUUGUCAGCACUGCUACCAGUUUGCAUUACGGACAUACAGCUUGA